AUGCAGCCCUCCAUGGCCGCUGCUGAGGGCCUCAGCAACUCCCUUUUUGGAGUCUAUACACUCCCUAACUUCAAGUUCCAGCCACGACGUGAGAGUGUGGACUGGAGGCGCAUUAGUGCUCUGGAUGUGGAACGUGUGGCACGGGAGCUGGAUGUGGCCACCCUACAAGAGAACAUCACUGGCGUCACCUUCUGUAACCUGGACAAGGAGACGUGCAGCCGCUGUGGGCAGCCUGUGGACCCAGUGUUGCUGAAGGUGCUGCGCCUGGCACAGCUCAUCAUCGAGUACCUGCUGCACUGCCAGGACUGCUUGAGUGCCAGUGUUGCCCAGCUUGAGGCCAGGCUGCAGACCAGCCUGGGUCAGCAGGAGCGUGGUCAGCAGGAGCUGGGCCGCCAGGCCAAUGAGCUCAAGGGUGUGAGAGAGGAGAGCCGUCGGCGCCGCAAGAUGAUCAGUACUUUGCAGCAGCUGCUCCUACAGACAGGCACCCAUAGCUACCACACGUGCCACCUGUGUGACAAGACAUUUAUGAAUGCCAUCUUUCUCCGGGGCCACAUCCAACGCAGGCAUGCAGGCAUGGCGGAAGGCGGAAAACAGAAGAAGCAUGAACAGCCCCUGGAGGAGGUGCUGGAAGAUCUGCGGGCCAAGUUGAAGUGGACCCAAGGGGAACUGGAAGCCCAGAGGGAGGCUGAGCGGCAGCGGCAGCUCCAGGAAGCAGAGAUCAUUCGUCAGAGGGAGUUAGAAGCUAAGAAAGAUUUCGAUGAAUGGAAGGAAAAAGAGAGAACCAAGCUUUAUGGGGAAAUAGACAAGUUAAAGAAAUUAUUUUGGGAUGAAUUUAAAAAUGUUGCCCACCAGAACUCUACGCUAGAAGAGAAAUUGCAGGCACUGCAGUCUCAUAGUGUGACAGAUUCUAACCUUGGGUUGCUGAGGGAUGAAGAGCAUGAGGAGCGACUCCGGCAGGCACAGGAGCUCCAGGCCCUGAAGGAGAAGAUGGAAAUUCAGAAAACAGAGUGGAAGAAAAAAAUGAAGGAACUACAGGAAGCGCACGUGACUCAGAAGAUGGAGCUGCAGGAGGAGAAUGAGAGGCUGCAGGCUUCCCUGUCCCAGGAUCAGAGGAAAGCAGCUGCCCAGUCCCAGCGCCAGAUCAGUGCCCUUCGCGCCCAGCUCCAGGAACAGGCCAGGAUCAUCACUUCCCGGGAAGAAAUGAUCCAGACUCUGUCCCUCAGGAUGGUUGAGGGGACCCUCCAGGGGCCAAAGACUGCAGACACAGAGGAAGACUCUCCUGAGGAAGAGUUGGAGAGCUCCCAGGAUCGACAGCAGAUGGUGCUGCCAACUCUGAGGCUAAACCCCACCUUGCUAAAGCAGUUCAGACCAAUUCUGGAGGACACCCUGGAAGAGAAACUGGAAAGCAUGGGGAUUCGGAAGGAUGCAAAGGGAAUCUCAAGUCAGACUCUUAGACAUCUGGAGACUCUCAUAAGAGCCCAGCGGGAGCAGAAGGCUGGAAGAUUCUCUGAGUUUCUGAGCCUGAGGGAAAAACUCAUCAAGGAAACUACCAGCAGAGUGAAGGAGAGACAAAAGAAUGGGGCCAUGGUGGCCCUAACAGAUGGCGAACCUCCAGUCAAAAGCCAGCGGAGCUCACUGGUCAUCAAAGAAGCCCAGUCAAAGGCCAGGACACUGCAUGUGGCAUCACCAUACAAACCAGCAGAGCUGCCCACGCCGACUCCUCAGAACCGUGACAGCCGUGGCCCUGGCCAGACCCAGGUGCCCACCCCAACCCCCCGACUCAGAGUGCGAGGGUCUGCCAGCAGCCCCACUUCUCCCGGGCUUGGGCUGAGUACACCCCCAUUUAGUUCUGAAGAGGACUCAGAGGGAGACACUGUACAGCGCAUGUCUCUUCGGAAGCCUCAGGGUUCUUCCAAGAUGGCGUCCCGGCCGGAUGAUGACUGGGACUGGUCUGACACAGAAACCUCGGAGGGAAAUGCCCAGCCUCCUGGCAAGGGCUCAGAUGGGCUGGCUUCCACAGAAACACUGGUACAAUCAAUGGUCAAAAACCUGGAGAAGCAGCUUGAGGCUCCAGCGAAGAAGCCAGCUGGAGGGGUCAAUCUGUUCUUACUGCCCAAUGCCAGACCACAGGGCGCUGCCACCCCAGGACGGAAGCCUCAGUUUUCUGAAGAUGAAAGUGACUUGGAGAUUUCUUCCUUGGAGGAUUUCCCCCAGGACCGGGGCCAGGAGAAGUCAAAACCCUUGUCUUGCUCGCAGUUCCAGGAGAAGUUUGGCACCAGUGCUUGGAGCUCCAGCCGACCCAAGGUCCCUGGCUGGUGA
Messenger RNA from Chrysochloris asiatica (Cape golden mole), 2319 nucleotides. RefSeq names its product DAZ interacting zinc finger protein 1-like (gene DZIP1L). Gene Ontology annotation, cellular component: ciliary basal body; cytoplasm. The coding region runs from base 1 to 2319 and encodes 772 amino acids. The record is from RefSeq and is a predicted model, not a curated record. The transcript has 15 exons. Gene Ontology annotation, biological process: cilium assembly. Lineage: Eukaryota; Metazoa; Chordata; Mammalia; Afrosoricida; Chrysochloridae.